GAUUACAGCACAGAUCGUAUUUAUUGAUGGUUAUAGGAAUUCUGCUGCGUAUCGGUCGAUCAAAAUUGACAUUCGCCACUUAAAUAGUUGGCGGGAAGACGUUUCAUUUUGGAUUUUUUUUUUUUUUUACUAAUGGCUGUGAGUGAUGUGAUGCGUUUCGUUUUUUUUUAUUAUUAAUGUUAAUCAUAGCAUUUUUUGUGGGAGUUCUUUUUAUCUGCUACAUUCUUAGGUUAAUAAAAUUUAAAGUUAUUCAAGAACUUUGGCAACCUACGAUGGCGGAGCCGGAGCAGGAGGCCGUCCGAUGCUCUUCCAGCGACAGUGAUAACUUCGAGAAGAUUGACUCCGAAGAUGUGCAACAUACGUCCAACGAGGGAAACCCUCACUUCGUUUUGGGCGAUGAGGCGUCAGAGGCGACGACGCCCGAGGAGGAAGGUCCAGCGCACGAGGGUGGUGAUUUCUUCCCCAAUGCGCCGCCGCCUAACCUCAAGCCCAAGCUCACCUUGGCGCAGCAGCUGGCCUUGGCGGAGAAGCGUAGCAAGCUGAGGCCGUCUAUGUCCCAGGGCACGGUGAUCCACAGUCAACGUUUUCAAGAGAAAGAUUUCACUGUCGCCACUCCUGAGGAGUUUGUUCGACGCUUUCAAGGGACUAAGCCCAUUAACAAGGUUCUGAUCGCAAACAACGGUAUCGGAGCAGUAAAAUGUAUGCGAUCAAUACGAAGAUGGUCCUACGAGAUGUUCAAGAACGAACGCGCCGUGCGGUUCGUUGUUAUGGUCACACCGGAAGAUCUAAAAGCAAACGCAGAAUACAUAAAGAUGGCGGACCACUACGUGCCUGUACCGGGCGGAUCCAAUAACAACAACUAUGCCAACGUGGAGUUGAUCGUAGACAUCGCCGUGAGAACACAAGUGCAGGCGGUAUGGGCAGGAUGGGGCCACGCAUCAGAGAACCCGAAACUACCAGAACUGCUGCACAGAGCCGGCGUGGUGUUCAUAGGACCCCCGGAGAAGGCCAUGUGGGCUCUGGGAGACAAGAUAGCCUCCUCCAUAGUGGCGCAGACGGCGGACAUACCCACCCUGCCGUGGAGUGGCAGUGAAUUGAAAGCGGAGUACAACACCAAAAAGAUCAAGAUUUCAUCUGAACUUUUCGCGAGAGGUUGCGUCUCCACCGCAGAGCAAGGUCUACAUUCGGCGAAUAAGAUCGGAUUUCCCGUCAUGAUAAAAGCGUCCGAGGGAGGCGGCGGCAAGGGCAUUCGAAAAGUGGAAAGCCCCGAUGACUUCAACAAUAUGUUCCGACAGGUCCAAGCUGAAGUGCCGGGCUCGCCAAUAUUUGUGAUGAAGUUGGCUAGGUCGGCCAGGCAUUUGGAGGUACAAUUAUUGGCAGAUCAGUAUGGUAACGCGAUAUCGCUGUUCGGUCGCGACUGCUCCAUCCAGCGCCGCCACCAGAAGAUCAUCGAGGAGGCGCCCGCCGCCAUCGCCAAACCGGAUGUCUUCAUCGAAAUGGAAAAGGCUGCUGUCCGUCUUGCCAAGAUGGUGGGCUACGUGAGUGCGGGGACAGUGGAGUACCUGUACGAGCCGCUGACUGGCGCCUACUACUUCCUGGAGCUGAACCCGAGACUGCAGGUGGAGCACCCUUGCACGGAGAUGGUGGCCGAUGUCAACCUGCCCGCCGCUCAGUUGCAGAUUGCCAUGGGCCUUCCCCUAUACCACAUCAAAGACAUCAGGCUACUGUACGGCGAAUCACCCUGGGGCAUGACGAACAUAAACUUUGACGAGCCAAAGCAACGCCCUUCGCCAUGGGGACACGUCAUAGCUGCCAGAAUCACUUCCGAAAACCCAGAUGAAGGUUUUAAACCUUCGUCAGGCACAGUCCAAGAGCUGAAUUUCCGUUCGUCAAAGAACGUAUGGGGUUACUUCAGCGUGGCCGCCUCUGGCGGACUCCACGAGUUUGCAGACUCACAGUUUGGGCACUGCUUCUCUUGGGGGGAGACCAGGGAGCAGGCAAGAGAGAAUUUAGUAAUAGCUCUCAAAGAGCUGAGCAUCCGCGGUGACUUCCGCACAACAGUAGAGUACCUCAUCACAUUGCUGGAGACUCCGGCCUUUCAGGAGAACAACAUCGAUACCAGCUGGCUAGAUGCGCUUAUUGCGGAGAGGAUGCAAUCGGAGAAACCUGACAUAAUGUUGGGAGUCCUAUGCGGGUCCAUCCUCAUAGCUGACAGCAUCAUCACAGCCAACUUCCAGGAGUUUAAGAGUGCUUUGGAGAAGGGUCAGAUCCAGGGCUCGAGCCAGCUGUCCAACUGCGUGGAGGUGGAGCUGAUCCACAGCGGGCACAAGUACAAGGUCAGCGCGACCAAGUCCGGCCCCACGUCCUACUUCCUCGCCAUGAACGGCAGUUUCAAGGAGCUGGAGGUGCACAAGCUUACUGAUGGCGGAACACUUUUAUCAGUCGACGGAGGUUCAUACACGACCUAUUUAAGGGACGAAGUAGACAAGUACCGCAUUGUGAUCGGGAACCAGACUGUGGUAUUCGAGAAGGAAAAGGAUCCGUCCAAACUUCGCGCGCCCUCUGCCGGCAAGCUCAUCAAUACACUGGUGGAGGAUGGCGGACAUGUGGACAAGGGGCAGCCCUACGCGGAAAUUGAGGUGAUGAAAAUGGUGAUGACCCUGUCGGCGCCAGAGGCCGGCAACGUGACGUGGUGCCUGCGACCCGGCGCAGUGCUCGAAAUGGGCACUCUUAUGGGCAUCCUGGAGCUGGAUGACCCGUCGCUGGUGACGACGGCGCAGCCCUACAAAGGGCAGUUCUCGCUGGACGACAACCAGCAAGUCUCCGAGAAGCUCAACCACGCGCACAACAAGUACAGAUACAUAUUGGAGAACACCCUCGCUGGUUACUGUCUGCCGGAUCCAUACAAUACGCCGAGAUUACGCGAAGUGGUGGAAAAGUUCAUGCAGAGUCUUCGCGACCCCUCGCUACCGCUGCUCGAGUUGCAAGAGGUGUUAUCGUCCACAUCGGGUCGUAUUCCGAUCUCCGUGGAGAAGAAAGUGCGCAAACUGAUGGCUUUGUACGAGAGGAACAUCACCAGUGUGUUGGCACAGUUCCCCAGCCAACAGAUUGCAAGUGUCAUCGACCAUCACGCCGCAUCGUUGGCGAAGCGUUCGGACAGAGAUGUUUUCUUCAUGAGCACACAAGCGCUCGUGUUACUCGUGCAAAGAUACAGAAACGGUAUCCGCGGGAGAAUGAAGGCGGCCGUGCACGAUCUGUUGAAGCAAUAUUAUCAAGUCGAGAGCAACUUCCAGUUGGGCUCGUACGAUAAGUGCGUGAUGGCAUUACGGGAUCGCUACAAGGACGACAUGCAAGCCGUCGCCAAUAUCAUAUUCUCACACAACCAAGUCGCCAAGAAGAACUUACUGGUGACAAUGCUAAUAGAUCAUCUGUGGUCAAAUGAACCUGGCCUAACGGACGAACUGGCGGCGACACUAAACGAGUUGACGUCGCUGCAUCGCGCCGAACACAGCCGAGUGGCUCUUAGAGCAAGACAGGUGUUAAUAGCGGCUCACCAGCCAGCGUACGAGCUGCGUCACAACCAAAUGGAGUCCAUCUUCCUGUCGGCCGUCGACAUGUACGGGCACGACUUCCACCCGGAGAACUUGCAGAAGCUUAUACUGUCAGAAACGUCCAUAUUUGACAUACUGCAUGAUUUCUUCUACCACACGAAUGCUGCGGUAUGCAACGCGGCGUUAGAGGUGUACGUGCGGCGAGCGUACACGUCGUACGACAUAACGUGUCUGCAACACUUGGCUCUGUCUGGGGAGCUGGGCGUCGUGCACUUCCAGUUCAUUCUGCCCACCGGACAUCCCAACAGGAUCCCAAUAAGCCAGUCAGAAAUCGAACUAGCUUCAGCCCAGGAUCAGGAAGGCGUUCCAGCAGAACUGUCCACGGCUGCCAUGAGGAAGUGCCAUCAUAGGACCGGCGCGCUGGCAGCUUUCGACUCUUUUGAGCAGUUCAAGGAGUAUUCGGAUGAACUGCUCGACCUGGUCCACGAUUUCGCCAGCUCUGCGACUGUGAGGCGAGAGGACCUGCAAGCGCUGCAGGACGGCAGCGAGAACCGGGACAGUACGAGCAUCAACGUCGGCCAUGAUCUCAAACCGAUCUCAAUCGAGGAUGAAGUGCCUUUGGAACCUAUCCACAUCCUAAUGAUCGGCAUCCGCGACACCGGCGAGAGCGACGACAGCGCCGUGUCGCGUCGCUUCGGACAGUUCUGUCGCGUGCAUGCGCGGGAGUUGCAUCAGAAGCGCGUGCGACGCAUCACCUUCAUGUUACUUAUCAAGCGUCAAUUCCCCAAAUUCUUCACGUACCGCGCUCGCAACGACUUCACGGAGGAUACGAUCUACCGCCACCUGGAGCCCGCCUCCGCCUUCCAGCUGGAGCUGUACCGCAUGAGGAGCUACGACCUGGAAGCCUUGCCCACCAGCAACCAGAAGAUGCAUCUGUAUCUGGGCAAAGCCAAGGUCAAGAAGGGCCAGGAAGUGACGGACUAUCGCUUCUUCAUCCGCUCCAUCAUUAGGCAUCAGGACCUCAUCACCAAGGAAGCGUCCUUCGAGUACCUGCAGAAUGAAGGAGAAAGAGUGUUGCUGGAAGCGAUGGACGAGCUGGAAGUGGCGUAUUCCCACCACCUGGCAAAGAGGACGGACUGUAACCACAUCUUCCUCAACUUCGGACCUACGGUUAUUAUGGACACUGCUAAGAUUGAGGAAUCCGUACUGGGUAUGGUGAUGCGCUACGGGCCACGACUAUGGAAACUGAGAGUUUUGCAAGCGGAGAUCCGAUUCACGCUACGAAUUGGCCCUGGACAGCCCACGAAGAAUGUCCGGCUGUGUCUGUCCAACGGGUCCGGGUAUACCCUGGACGUCUACACUUACGAGGAAGUUAUUGACCCAAGGACUGGUGUGAUAAUCUUCCAAUCGUUCGGUCCGAAACAAGGCCCCAUGCACGGACUGCCCAUCUCCACCCCAUAUGUCACCAAAGACUAUCUGCAGCAGAAGAGAUUCUUGGCAACGUCGCAAGGCACGACAUACGUGUACGAUAUCCCGGACAUGUUCCGACAAGUGGUCGAGAAGCGUUGGCGGGAAUGCAUCGACGAGGGCGCUGUAGAUGGUCCCCCGCCAGACAACGUGAUGAGUUCGGUGGAGCUGGUGGUGGAAUCCGAUGGCGAGAGAAGAGCCGUGGAAGUGACCAGAUUGCCGGGGCAAAAUACUGUGGGCAUGGUGGCCUGGCGGUUAACCCUGUUCACACCGGAAUGUCCCGAGGGCCGUGACAUAGUGCUAAUAGCCAACGAUCUGACGCACUACAUGGGGUCUUUCGGACCCCAGGAGGACUGGGUGUACUACAGAGCGUCUCAGUAUGCGCGCGAAAGGAAAAUACCCAGGAUAUACAUAAGCGUGAACUCUGGCGCGCGCAUCGGCGUCGCGGAGGAAGUGAAGUCGGACUUCAAAGUGGCCUGGCUGGACGCGGAGAGGCCCGAGCGAGGCUUCAAGUACCUGUACCUGAGCCCCGAGGCCUACUCUCGGCUCGGGCCCCUCAACUCUGUCAAGGCGCAACUGAUCGAUGACGAGGGCGAGUCCAGAUACAGGAUCACCGAUAUUAUUGGCAAAGAAGAGGGUCUGGGUGUGGAAUGUCUCCGCGACGCGGGUCUCAUCGCGGGCGAGACUGCUCAGGCGUACGAAGACAUUGUCACCAUCUCUGUGGUCACCUGCAGGGCUAUCGGCAUCGGAUCCUAUGUUGUCAGGCUUGGUCAUCGCGUGAUUCAAGUGGAGUCCUCAUACAUCAUUCUAACCGGUUAUGCGGCGUUGAACAAAGUGUUGGGUCGAGCGGUGUACGCCAGCAACAACCAACUGGGCGGUAUACAGAUAAUGCACAACAAUGGAGUCACGCACGCCGUGGCGCCGACCGACCUGGAGGCCAUACGGACCACGGUCAAAUGGCUGUCUUAUGUGCCCAAGGACAAAAUGAGCAUAGUGCCAAUAAUGCGGUGCUCGGACCCGGUGGAGCGGCCCGUGGAGUGGGUGCCGCCGCGCGCCGCGCACGACCCGCGCCUCAUGCUGACGGGCGACAACACCAGGGCCGGCUUCUUUGACGUGGGCUCCUUCGACGAGAUCAUGAAGCCCUGGGCGCAGACUGUGGUCACCGGGCGCGCUCGGCUGGGCGGCAUCCCGGUGGGCGUGGUGGCGGUGGAGACGCGCACGGUGGAGUUCACGCUGCCCGCCGACCCCGCCAACUGGGACUCGGAGGCCAAGACCGUGCAGCAGGCAGGACAGGUAUGGUUCCCCGAUUCUGCGUACAAAACAUCUCAAGCCAUCAACGACUUCUCGCGGGAAAAUCUGCCCAUCAUCAUAUUCGCCAACUGGAGAGGAUUCAGUGGCGGACAGAAAGACAUGUACGAACAGAUCCUGAAGUUCGGCGCGGAGAUCGUUUGUGCACUGCGGCGCGCUACGGCGCCGGUGCUGGUGUACAUCCCGCCCGGCGCCGAGCUGCGCGGCGGUGCAUGGGCCGUCGUCGACCCUAGCGUCAACUCUCUACGCAUGGAGAUGUACGCCGACAACGACGCCAGAGGAGGAGUCCUCGAAGCGGAGGGCAUCGUGGAGGUGAAGUACAAGCAGAAGGACAUCCUCAAGACCAUGUACCGGCUCGACCCUGAACUGCUCAGGCUCAGCGCCAGAGCCUCCGAAAUCAGGGAGCAAAUAAAGGACAUCUCGAAGAACCUCGACCGUCGCGGCUCCAUCGACGAUGUGCUCAUAAAGACUGAAGCUGGCAAGCAAGCCGAGACUCGUGUCCGCGAGUUGGACGCGGAACUAACCGCUGCCGAAAAAACCAUGAAAGCGCGGGAGAAGGAACUUGCACCCAUUUACCACGAGAUCGCAGUCCAGUUUGCCGAAUUACACGACACCGCUGAAAGGAUGCUGGAAAAAGGCUGUAUAUUUGAUAUAAUCCCCUGGCGGGAUUCGCGGCGCCUGCUGUACUGGCGCCUCAAGCGUCUGUUGCGGCAGAACGCGCAGGAGCUGAGGGUGCAAGCCGCCACCGCCACGGGGCCGGAGCAGAUGGACCAGCGAGCCGCCGCCGCCACGCUGCGGCGCUGGUUCACGGAGGACAAAGGGGAGACGCAGUCCCACCAGUGGGAGCACGACAACGAAGCGGUCUGCAAGUGGCUGGAAGCUCAGGCGGCGGACAACGACUCCGUGCUGGAGAGGAACCUGCGAGCUAUCAAGCAAGACGCCGUGCUGCAAGCCGUCAACCACUUGGUUAUGGAACUAACGCCUUCUCAACGCGCCGAAUUCGUCAGGAAACUCACUGCCUUAGAAAUGGAACCAGAUUUUAAUAAUUAGUGAUAAAAAAUAAAUUAUUAAUAGAAUUUUUAUUACGGAAGUGUUAUACUCUAUCCGCGGAAAGAUGAUAGUAUAGCGCUCUCUCCGUUAUGUAAUCACAUACAAAUGAUAGAGACAAAAAUUACAAACAUGUCUUCAAAAAACAUUCCAAAUUCAAUUUGAAAAUGUUUUGAAAUUCAAUUAGAAAACAUAGUUAGAGAUUGUGAUUGGUUGGUGUCACAAAGUGGUUGGUGUCCACUGAAAUUUUUGUCUCUAUCAUUUGUAUGGUAUUACGUAAGAGAGAGAGCGUUAUACUAACUUCUUUCCACGGAUAGAGUAUAAUAAUGAAAAUGAAUAUCGUUCGUUGUUGAAUAGUGUUCAGAGCCGUUUUUAAUUUGCGGACAUUUUUUACUGUGACUUAUUUUUUUUAAACCCCCUUUUUUAGAAUUUCAAAUUCACGCCUAAGGGUGCGUUUCCACUUAUUAACGACGUUUGAAGAUGACGUGAUAAAAUUUGAACUUCAUUUAACAGUAACGUUUGAUCAGGCUCAAGCCACUGCACCGCUUUAGUGGAAACGCAUCCUUAUCCAUGGUUUGCGGAGAUCAACUUAUGGUUAAGACUAAAAGUCAUGUCAUAAAUCUGUGGUCAGAACUCAAAGCCACACCGUGAAACAUUUUAUUAUCUUUGGUGAAAAGAUAUGGAAUUAAUAGGCGAGCCGCUUGUUUCAUCUCAAAAAACCGUGGCAGGGGGCGAGUUACCGAUAUUUUUAAAAAGUAACGAUAAAAAUAACUAUAAUAUAUCCAUUAAUACCGGUAAAUGUAAUGAUACAUUUUACCGGUAAUUAUACACCUAUCUCUCUGUAACGAUGCCGUGUACAAAGUAACAUCUUCAGUCUACGUGCUCCUAUCGUUGAGUAACGAUAAAAAUAUAACGUUAAAUCAUAUCAUUUGUAUAAUGCCACCGUUAACGUUACCACUUUUAUUUAACAUAGUUGUAACGUUAAAAUUUAGUAACGGUAACCGUCCCUGGCCUCGGGUUACUAAUAUUUUUAAUACAAUGCAAUAUUAGUUCUUAUGUUAGUUUGUAAUAGGGUCUAUUUUGAGAAAAUACUCUAGUUAGACGAAUGUACGGUAGUCAUAUGCGAUGUGAUCAUGACAAAAUAGGUUUGAUAAGUAGAAAAUAUCCUGAAACGCUGCCUAUUUUUAUGUGAAAGUUACAUCAAAUAUAGGUCCGUCCUAUUUAAUUGUAAAAAAAAAAAAUGGUUGAUUUAUUUAUUUACACGAAAAUUUUAUUUAUAAUAUUAAUUAAUAUUGCUGAAUAUCACAAAUUAUUAAUAAAUAUUUUGUAAUUAUAUGCAGAAAAAAAUAAUAUAAUAUUAUUACUAUACGAAGUCCCUCCGAAUUUGUCAGUCUAUGCGCACUAAUCUCAGAAACUACUGUAGGGAUUUUCAUGCGGUUUUCGUCAAAGUGUAGAUUCUGCGAGUGUUCAGAUGUAUAAUUUAUAAAGUCUUGCUGUAAAUAAUUGGCCGAGAUAUGGUGAUAAUUUUCAAAUAAGACGGCAAAAAUUGCGCUACGUGAGAACUUUAUUGGCGAAUACUAUAAAAAUCGUUACAUUUAUAAUUAUAAAAAUAAUGUACUGUGAAAUUUUUGCUCUCAAAUAGUUUAAAAAAAGUUCACGACGAUAUGUUUAGUAACGAUAAGUUUAGUAGCAGAAAUCAAAAAAUGAAAAAGUGCGAAUUCGACUCGUAUACCGAAGGUUCCGUACCUUGAAUGAAAUAUAUUGAAACUUUGUAAAAUAUAUUUUUAUGUGAUACUACAAAUUAAAGCUUACAUGACCACGCGUUCCUUAGAAAGAGUCUUCAACUCUUGAGAGACUCGCAGACAGACAUACUGACAACGAAGUGACCCUAUAAGGGUUCCUUUUUAUCUUUUGAGGUAUGGACCACUAUAAUUACAACCAAAAAUUCAAUCUGUGGAUACUUUGUGCUACCCGUGCAAAGCCGGGUGGGUCUAAAUAACUAGAUAUUUAAGGAUUUUCUUAUUAUGAACUUCGACCAAAGGCGAACACUGGUUUCUUUAGUUUAAUCUACCUAUAAUAAAUCUGGUUCUAAACCAGAAUAAUCUAACGCUAGCUAUACACGAUCAAGUUUACCGAUCAGUGUGCAGCUGACUUGAAGCGGUAUCCAGUAACCUACCUAAUAUAUAUCCAGUAAGUACCUUACAGGGACGGACCUUGAGUUGGACCCUGGGCUAAUACUGUUUGGGGGCCUGCCUAAUUGACAUUUAAAGUACUAGGUAUAGGUGCACGGUAUAGGAAAAAAAAUUAAAGCAACCUUUUUGCAUUUUUGUGUUGCAAAUUCUUUUAUUUGCUCAUUAUUUGUUAAAUCACAAUUUAUGGAAGGAACUGAUAAAAGGGCCGAUUUUUUAAUUGUCAAAUACCUAACUUUCUGAGGAUAAAUUUGAGGGUUUAACAGUUUUUUUAUAGGAAAUCUGUCACUACGUCAAACUUGUUCCACUGAUAAAAGUUAUUGGACGGUUGAAAAAUAGAUCUUUCGUCAAUAUAGUUUGAGUUGUCCAACCUUAUGGUAUUUUUUAAAAUUUACAAUAUAUUCCGUUUUGUCUUAAAUCAGAGCUGGGGGCCCGUUAUGUCCACGAGGUACAAAUAGCCUUUAUAUAGAUCCGACCCUUACUAUCAGUUGACUGGACGCCGGGCUUCAAUUCCGCCGUAAACUUGAUCGUGUGUGGCCAUUGUAAUAGAAAUUGUAUAAUUAAAGGAUAAAUUGAUUAUUUUUAUUUAUUACGUGUUAUUUUAAUUAUUAUGAUAUUUUAUAUAAUGGGGUUUUUAUAUCUAUAACUAAUGUGUAAGAUUCUGUGUGUAGAAGAUUGAAAUCCGGUUCUUCUGUUAAUGGUUCUGCUCAGUUGAAACAGUUUUAAUCACUUAAAAAUAUACAUUUGAUGCUGUAUUUCUUUUAAUUAAUAUAGGAACCGGGAAUGACUUGUAUGAGUGUUCCGAAUUUAUUUCUAUGAAGAAAAAUGAAAAAAUAAAUAUAAUUAUGUAUAGAAUGUAUGUUUUUUCAGCUUGUUUGGGAAAUGGGUAGUAUACAUAUCACAUUACGAAGUAAAUUAUUGCAAAACAAUUUGAUUCAUAUUAAGACAAUACAUAAUUUUAUGCCCAUUAGAUCUUUUGUAAGUACAAUAUAUUGGGAAAUAGUGCCCUUAAUCGCUUAAAAAUUGCAUUUUUGUAGAAUGCAUUUUGUGACGUCAAUUUUGACACACUUUCAUGCAAUAACUGUUAAUUUCGACAUCCUUUCAUGCAAAAAGUAUCAAACUUACGCCCUUUCAUGCAAGAACUGUCAAUUUUGACACAUUGUCGUGCCAGAACUGUCAAUUUCGACACCCUCAUGCAAAAAGUGUCAAUAUUUACACUUUUUCAUGCAAGACCUGUCAAUAUAUUACACUCAUUCAUGAAAGAACUGUCAUUUUUGACGUCACCCCCUGAGCGCGUAACCUCAGUUUCGCAACCUGCAUAACGUACAAACGUAUAUCACGCUACAUUCCUUUCCUAUUUGUAUUUAUAUUCUUUUUUAAUUGAUAAUAAUUUAAUCUAUGGUUUUGAACGAACUAUUAUUAUAUACCUAAGUAACUCAAAAUUUCUAGAUUGUUAUAUUGAUUUUUAUUUUUUAGUUGAAUUUUAUCGAAAAUUAUUAUUUUGUGCUAAAACAUACACUAACGGAGAGAAUUUAAUAUAACUCUCCCUGUUACGUAAUCCCAUACAAAUGACUAAGACAAAAAAAGUCCGUGUUCGACCGACCAAUCACAAACGCUGAGUAGUACGGAAAACAUAGGUUCAUUUGUGAUUGGUUCUCAGAGUAGUACGAAAAAAUAGACUCGUUUGUGAUUGGUUGGUCACACAAAAUGGUUAACGCCCAAAGACUUUUUUGUCUUUGUAUGAGUGUAUGGGAUUAUGUAAUAGAGAGAGAGAGUCCUAUAUUAACUUAUCUCCGUGGAUAGAGUAAAAUGAUUUACUUUCACUUUACUGUAUGUUUUGGACCACUAGUCGUUCAGUAGCGGAUUGGUUGCUCAACCAGUUGUUACUUUUGUAUAGAGCUAGAGAGGGUUCGGUUUUAGUACUCAUUGUUUGUAAAAAAUAAAUGAACAAAUAAAUAUUUAAUAAUUUUA
Messenger RNA from Maniola jurtina (meadow brown), 11533 nucleotides. RefSeq names its product acetyl-CoA carboxylase (gene ACC). The coding region runs from base 177 to 7376 and encodes 2399 amino acids. Gene Ontology annotation, molecular function: acetyl-CoA carboxylase activity; ATP binding; metal ion binding. Gene Ontology annotation, biological process: fatty acid biosynthetic process. The transcript has 54 exons. Lineage: Eukaryota; Metazoa; Arthropoda; Insecta; Lepidoptera; Nymphalidae. The record is from RefSeq and is a predicted model, not a curated record.